GCGCGACUCGGUCCGCCAUGACGAGCCAUCAAGUCCAUGUCGCCAACAACAGCGGCGAGGACAUUUAUGUCCUGGCUUCGCCCAACCUGCACUGGGCCAUCGUCGACAUCGCCGUUGACACCGCUCUGAUAGCCGUCGGGGUCGGCGAGCUCGGGGUCGCCUUGCAGGGGAUAAAGGCGGGGGGAAGGCUAAAGUCGAUCGCACAGCUCGCCCUCUGCCUCAAGAACUGGGGGGCGCUCGCCACGGCCACUGGCGUUUUGGGGUCGAGAAAGGCAACGGAGAUCGCGGAGAUUUUGCGCGCGGCCCGCAAAGCCAACGAAGAGAUCAACCGCGCCUCCAUCAGGAUCCCCCACGGCAACUUCCAUCGCGUCAUCAACAGGGACUGGAUUGAUAUGUACGCGCAGAUCAGCGGGUACGCCGGUAUGGCGGGGGCGCGCACCGUCCAGCUCCUAGUUAAGAACGAGGACGGAUCGCAGUCGGCCCUGUUCUGCACCGGGCCUGACCACUCGUGGAUCGCGACCGACCGCGGCUCCAUCGUGCGGGCAAACUACAGUCGGAUCUGGGUCGAGGAGCCCGGGGGCCGGAGCGUCGACUGGCCGAAGCCGGCGGCAAGUUCGCCGGUGUAUAUGGAUGACGGAGAAAUCUCGAGCGGUGACCAGGAGGAGGACGAAGAGUAUGGUUUUGAACAUGCUGGUAUCGACGACGACGACGACGAUGACAACGACGGCCAAGAGCCGUUUGCUUACCAUUCAUGGUGAGCUCAGAGAAUGCCUGAGUAUGAGUACCAGUUAGCACUAUUAAUAUACCUAGAGUAAGGGGUUGAAAGUAU
Messenger RNA from Thermothelomyces thermophilus ATCC 42464, 829 nucleotides. RefSeq lists its product as uncharacterized. The record is from RefSeq and is a predicted model, not a curated record. Lineage: Eukaryota; Fungi; Ascomycota; Sordariomycetes; Sordariales; Chaetomiaceae. The transcript has a single exon. The coding region runs from base 18 to 758 and encodes 246 amino acids.